Pieris macdunnoughi is the source of this 753-nucleotide messenger RNA. NCBI's taxonomy places the organism in Eukaryota, Metazoa, Arthropoda, Insecta, Lepidoptera, Pieridae. The record is from the annotation of a GenBank genome assembly.
AUGGCCCGUGACGUACACAUUAAUAGUUGCCAUAUUGCGGCUACUUUUAGGGGCAAGGCGAAACGGGAGGUGUCUCUUGAAGAGCUAAGAGAACACAUUCACCAAUACUACAUACCUUUGGGCCGACAAUUCAUGGUGCUGUUCCCCGAGGGUGGCUUCUUGCACAAGAGGAGAGAGAUUAGCCAAAGGUUCGCCGAGAAGAACAAUUUGCCUAAGCUAGAAUAUGUAUCUUUGCCUCGGGCUGGAGCUUUGAAAGUGAUCAUGGAAGAAGUUGGACCCCACAGGGAACAAGCUGGUACAUCUAAAAGUGAUAAUAAGAAAGAAAACAACGUCAACAAUAGCAAGCACAGCAAUAGCAAGAUUCUGGACACCAAUUCUGGAGACAGCAUUGAGUGGAUCCUAGAUGUGACGAUCGCGUACCCAGAUCGUAUUCCUCUGCAUCUGAUUGACGUGGUGUGUGGCUUCCGUGAAGCCUGCUCCACUCAUAUACAUUAUAGAUUAUAUCCUAGCACUGAGGUACCUUCAGACCCUGAAGCCAUGACGAACUGGUUGUACGAUCGAUUCAUAGAAAAAGACAAAAUGUUAGAAGAAUUCUACCGCACUGGGCAGUUCCCGUCCAAAGGGAACGUGCCAUCAGUGUCACGAACAGUGAGACAGGACAACGUACGAUAUCUCAUAUUGCAUUUAUUCUUCAUGGCAUCGACCUUUAUGCAAUAUAAGGUGCUGUGUGCGCUACUGAGCUUUAUUUGGUAA